AAUUAAUAACACAUCCAUUUAUCUUCACUGCUACGAGUGAAGUGAUAGCCUGCCACCUAUGUUUACUUAAUAGCUGACAUACCUUGGCCACUCUUUUUACUUUUUUCUCUAACUAAAGGAUUUCCUCAACAGAAUCAGCAGCUAAAUGAGGAAAUUGUUAUAGAACAUAUUACACCUGUUAAAUAAGGAACCUUCGUCUUUUGAGAAGAAUAGCAGCAGUAAGAGAAAUCCAUUUUUGUGGAAGAAACAAAGUGAUUUAGUUCCCUGUCCAAUGGGCUUGUAUCAUGAUUUUAGAAGGAACUGGCAGAAUGAGUCUUAAUACCGUCACAAGUCUUCUCCAUGAACAGUCGACCUGGACAGAAGAAUAUCCCACAUGUAAUGCAGCAUCAAGCAGUUUUUUUGGAACACAGUGGCAUGAAAUACAUCCUCAGUAUUGGACAAAGUAUCAGGUCUGGGAAUGGCUCCAACAUCUUUUGGACACCAACCAGCUUGAUGCCAACUGUAUCCCAUUCCAGGAAUUUGACAUCAGUGGGGAUCAUCUGUGUAGCAUGACUUUGCAAGAUUUCACCCGGGCAGCUGGCUCUGCUGGACAACUUCUUUACAACAACCUCCAUCAUCUAAAAUGGAAUGGUCAAUGUGGAAGUGAAGUGUAUCCAUCACACAAUGUCAUUGUUAAGACAGAACAAACAGAUCCAUCUUUAAUGACAUCUUGGAAAGAAGACAAUUAUUUUUACGAUAAUGGAUAUGGUGGCACAGUAGAACUAGUGGAGAGCAAAGCCUAUUGUAGAGCACAGAUUUCUGUCAGCUCUAGUGGUCAUCCACCUAUAGAGGAGUCUUUGGAAGGGAAGAAAAUUUCACAAGAUCACCCACCAAAACCACAUAACAAGAAACACACUCCUCGAGGAACUCACUUGUGGGAGUUUAUCAGAGACAUUCUCCUUCAUCCAGAGAAGAAUCCUGGGUUGAUAAAAUGGGAGGAUCGGUCAGAAGGCAUCUUCCGAUUCUUAAAAUCAGAGGCGGUGGCUCAGCUAUGGGGAAAGAAGAAGAACAACAGUAGCAUGACUUAUGAGAAACUCAGCCGUGCCAUGAGAUACUAUUAUAAAAGAGAAAUUCUUGAGCGUGUAGAUGGCCGGAGACUGGUAUAUAAAUUUGGGAAGAAUGCCCGUGGCUGGAGAGAAAAUGAAAACUAAGUACAACUUUAAAAAGAGCUGUAGAAAUCUUCACUGACAGGAAAUCCUAGCGCAUGUAAAUAUUCCAAAGACUGUUUUCUUCUAUUUAUGUACAAAAAUUGGGGGCUGCAGAAAAUCUACAUCUAAUGGGAAGAAGGAACACUAUUGUUUGUUGAAGUUAUAACUAUUUUAUUUGAAAUAUGUCCUUUUAUGGAGAGUAUGUACACAGUUUUCUGUGACCUAUGAUAAUACUGUAUGUAAAUGUAUAAGGAUGAGUUGCCUUUCUUGUAAAGAUUUUAAAGAAAAUGAAUUCCAAAACAAAUGUGAUUUAGCAUAAUGCUGCAAGAGGCAUUUGCUGUAGUGGGAGCAAAUCACAGGGCAUUACUUUAUACUUAGGUAUAUCACUGCAUUUUAGAGUACUAGGGAUUUAUAAUAUUUAUCUCAGAAUUGUAUGAGAUAGGUCUUUCCAUUCAAAAUAUACAUCUUUUUUCAAAGGCUGUCGAGUAGUGAAACACCAAUGGUUAAUUAAAUCAAAGGCUGUUGAGUUAUGGCUUCACUUUUUUUCUUGAUUUUUUUUGCCCUUCUAUACAAAUAUGCAUAUAUUUAAUAUGGAAAUUUACAGUAGUCCGGAUCUUUUUGUGGUCUUCCAUUGAGAGUUGGAUUUAUCAGCUCAUUCCAUUCCUGAAUAAUUCUCUGUUGAAAUAACUCCUAGAACAUGAAGAAUUGGGAAUAAUGGAUGCUUUAUUUGUAGACCUCAAUAACUUUAGCUGAGCUUCGUAACCAAUGUUGAAUGCUUGUGACUUGUAAUGAAAUUGAAGGUAUCAGCAGCAUAGAGCUGCCUUUCCUUAUCCUGGAAUCACCCAGGUUUUGGAACUACAAACAACUAUGCAAACUGGACAACUUAAUUCCAGUUCAUCUGCCAUGUUGAAGAAUGUGUAAUGACUGGCAACAAAUAUCCACAUUUCUGACAGGAGUAAUUUUUGGUUCUACUUGACCAAACUAAACUGGAGAUUUUCUGCAUCUAAAG
Pseudonaja textilis is the source of this 2196-nucleotide messenger RNA. RefSeq names its product ETS homologous factor (gene EHF). The record is from RefSeq and is a predicted model, not a curated record. Gene Ontology annotation, molecular function: DNA-binding transcription factor activity, RNA polymerase II-specific; sequence-specific DNA binding. Gene Ontology annotation, biological process: regulation of transcription by RNA polymerase II; cell differentiation. Lineage: Eukaryota; Metazoa; Chordata; Lepidosauria; Squamata; Elapidae. Gene Ontology annotation, cellular component: nucleus.